Messenger RNA from Microcebus murinus (gray mouse lemur), 954 nucleotides. Its product is annotated as olfactory receptor 51A4-like. Gene Ontology annotation, cellular component: plasma membrane. Lineage: Eukaryota; Metazoa; Chordata; Mammalia; Primates; Cheirogaleidae. Gene Ontology annotation, biological process: G protein-coupled receptor signaling pathway. Gene Ontology annotation, molecular function: olfactory receptor activity; G protein-coupled receptor activity. The record is from RefSeq and is a predicted model, not a curated record.
AUGUCCUCCUGCAACACCAGCACCUCUGGUCACUCUACUUUCCUGCUCACUGGCUUCCCAGGCCUGGAAGCCUCUCAUCAUUGGGUUUCCAUCCCCAUCAACCUCAUCUGUGUGGUUUCCAUCCUGGGUAACAGUAUCAUUCUCUUCCUGAUCCGCACAGACCCAGCCUUACAUGAGCCCAUGUACAUCUUCCUGUCCAUUCUGGCAGCCUCUGAUCUAGGUCUCUGUGCCUCCACUUUCCCCACCAUGGUGCAGCUCUUCUGGCUGGGAGCUCGUGAGCUGCCCUUUGAUCUCUGCGCAGCACAGAUGUUCUUCAUCCAUGCCUUCACCUACGUGGAAUCUGGCGUACUGCUAGCCAUGGCCUUUGACCGCUUUAUUGCCAUCCGGGACCCUCUGCACUAUGCCACCAUCCUUACCCCCUCAGCCAUGGCCAAAGUGGGAACUGCCAUUCUGGUGAGGGCUGUCCUGCUCAACCUCCCAGCACCCAUCCUCUUGCGGCGUCUGCUCUUUCCCCAGAUCAGUGUACUCUCUCACUGCUACUGCCUGCACUGUGACCUUGUGGGGCUGGCCUGCUCAGACACCCGGAUCAACAGCUUGGUUGGCUUGGUCUCCAUCCUCCUCUCACUGUGCCUUGACUCCUCCCUCAUCAUGCUCUCGUACACCCUGAUCCUGCGGACUGUGCUGCGCAUUGCUUCACCCGGGGAACAGCUCAAGGCACUCAACACAUGUGUCUCACACCUCUGCAUUGUUCUCAUCUUUUAUUUGCCCAAGCUGGGGCUGUCUGUGCUGCACCGAGUAGAGAAGCACAGCUACCCUGCUCUGGCAGUGCUCAUGGCCAACCUGCACUUCCUGGUCCCUCCCUUCAUGAACCCCAUUGUGUACUGUAUCAAGUCUAAGCAGAUCCGUCAGGGCCUACUAAAGCGCUUCCAGCCAAAGAGGGUUGAUGUUUCCUAG